Messenger RNA from Macrosiphum euphorbiae (potato aphid), 504 nucleotides. NCBI's taxonomy places the organism in Eukaryota, Metazoa, Arthropoda, Insecta, Hemiptera, Aphididae. The record is from the annotation of a GenBank genome assembly.
AUGAUACCUUGCCCGAAAGUUUUAAAAGACUGUAAUGAAAACAUGAAUUGCGUCGAUAAAUUAGAUCAAAACAAAAAGUCCUGCCAAAUUGACCGCAAAAGCCAAAAAUGGUGGCACCGUAUAUUUUUUCAUUUCAUCGAUAUAGCAGUUCUAAAUUCACAUGUUAUAUAUACACAAUCCACCAAAACAACAAUAACUAUGAAAAACUUCCGACGUGAUAUUUCAAGGGAGCUACUAAACAAAACAAUUGUUUGUAAACGUCAAUCUAAGAGCACUAAAAAAUCACCAUCAGAAAUUAAAAAACACAAGCCAUUUGUACUUGACUCUCUUCGUUUGGAAAAAUCAGCUCAUCAACCGAAAAUAUCGACAAGAAGAAGAUGUGCAAAAUGCAGCACAAGAGAAAAAGAAGUUAGAACUGAGUGGAUGUGUGCAGUAUGUAAAGUUCCACUUUGCAUUACAAAAAACCGAAACUGUUUUGCUGAUCAUCAUAAGUGUAACUGGUAA